Messenger RNA from Pseudozyma hubeiensis SY62, 1254 nucleotides. RefSeq lists its product as hypothetical. The record is from RefSeq and is a predicted model, not a curated record. Bases 1 to 1254 code for a protein of 417 amino acids. The transcript has a single exon. Lineage: Eukaryota; Fungi; Basidiomycota; Ustilaginomycetes; Ustilaginales; Ustilaginaceae.
AUGCUCGCAUCGACAUCAACAGCAUCGACCGCACUCCUCUGCUCACCUACCACUGAAGGUCUGAAGCACCUCUACCGAACUAUCCUGCAGCAAGCGCGUCUGCUGUCCGUCACCCUGAACGAUCCGGUGCUCUACACAUCGCACCGUUUCUUGGCUCGUAAAAAUCUCGAACCUCUCCUUUCAUCCGGAACUCUUCCGCUCGAGCAACAACCGCAAUGGCCACCUUCUACAGCCUUCAAGAAGCUCCGUCGAUCGCAAACACAUCGACGUCACCUAGCAGAUGCAAACUUCGGCUGGCCACACAGCGUCCACCGUGCACUAUCCCUUGCCUACGCUCGUUCCGGGAAGCUUCGCCGUGAUGUGCUCACCGAUCUCACCGCUCAGUCCGCCUCCGCGUUUCAGGGAAAGAAGAGGGUGGUCUCUUCUCCCAUACUGCGAUCCUUGCUCACCAGUCAAGGCAGCAUGAACGGUGCAACGGUCAAGAAUCGCGAGCAUCUGACGGGAAGACCUCCACCUCCUUUCCUGCCUGCCAUGGAUGAUCCACUAGUCAAGUACUUUGGGAAAGCAGUGAGCAGGAAGAGGGUAGAAAAUGCAAGGGGCAAGUUCUUGAAGACAUAUUUGAGGAAGGUGCGGGUUCCGGUAGAUGUGAUAGUGGCAGGUGGUGGUGAAGGCACAGAGGAGGGGUUGUGGAAGUGGUUGGAGGAAAAAGCCAGACCGCCUGCUGGACAGACCACCCUUUCACGCAACAGUGUAGGGAGAGACAGAGCGAAGAGUGCCGAUCAGCCAUUUCACCAUACUGCCAGGCUCAAAGUCGACACCUACCGAUCAAACUUCAACACCUCUGCACAUCGCAGUCGCGGGCUUCGAGUCCACGGCUGGGCGUCUCACCCAGUAGAUUUCUCUCAUCCACGCAAGCUACGUCGACUCUACGCGGAUCUGCUCGACGAAACACCGCUGCUUUUCGUCGAGUCUUCCCUGCCUCAGUCGCAGCCUUCAACGGCGUUGGAGCCAAGCAAGAACGACCCAUUGGGAAUUCGAGCCAAGCUGAGCCAAACGACGAAGCCGACCGGAGGAAACGAGGUGAAGUUCAAGGUGGUCAGAUCGAGAUAUUCUGUCGGGCCAAAGAUGCGCGGUGUUGAUGUCAUGCCCAGAAGGAUCAGUGGUGAGGUUGGUGCGGUAGGGGAGAUAGACAACGUCAAGGAGCGGUUACAUGCUUCGGAGAUUGCGUUCUUGACCAGACAGGGUUUGCUGUAG